UUUUUUCUCUCUUUCCUUCUCACAACGGCGCUCUUUAAGCUCCGGUGCGCGAUACAGAGCCGCCAUUCAUUGUAGGGCAAACCAAACGAGGGGGCAGGGGACAGGGCGAGCGUCACACUGGUGGACAGGGGAACGCACGAACUCCGGUGUUGAACGGGCGACCUCCUAAACUCUGCAUUGGCGACAUCGGUGGAAGUGAAUGGGAAGUGCAAAGGACAGGAUUUGGGUACAUUCGAUUACGCACGAGUAGGCUAUGGGUUUACGCGUGGCAUAUAGGAAUAAUCCCAUAUAAAGGAGCGAGUCCGGAGCACAUCUCUCAGCUGUAGCUUAAAGUUUUGCAUUCUCUGAACAAAUUUACCAAAUUUUCCUGCAAGGAUAUUUUUUGUUGCCAAUCGAUAAUAGCCUAUACAUUAAAAUGUCUGGAGAGGAGCACAGUCUAUCCGAGGCAGAGUUGAGUCCCGGGGGCUCAGAUGAUGGUCACUCUCUGUCACCGGCACACUCCGGGGCCACCGGCGGCCGGGACUCCCCGCUCAUCGGUCCGUCGCAGCAACUGACUGGGCUUUCUGGCGCAGAUGUCGGCGGAGAGGACGGUGGACUAGUACCCAAGUCAGAGGUGGAUAUGGACCGGUUCCCCAUCGGCAUCCGCGAGGCGGUCAGCCAGGUGCUGGACGGAUACGACUGGACGCUCGUGCCCAUGCCCGUGCGCGUAAACAACGGGAACAAGAGCAAGCCGCACGUGAAGAGGCCGAUGAACGCCUUCAUGGUAUGGGCGCAGGCCGCGCGCCGUAAACUGGCGGACCAGUACCCUCACCUGCACAACGCGGAGCUCAGCAAGACACUCGGCAAACUGUGGAGGCUCCUGAAUGAGAGUGACAAGAGGCCUUUCAUUGAGGAGGCGGAGCGACUGCGGAAACAACAUAAGAAGGACUACCCAGAGUACAAGUACCAGCCCCGCAGACGCAAGAAUGGCAAGCUGGGGACCAAUGGUGAGGGAGGGGAGGGAGCAGAGGGGGAGGGCAGCCACGCCCAGUCCCAUUACAAGGCCCUCCACCUGGAUGUGCACAGUACAGGGGCUGGGUCCCCCCUGGCCGACCUCCACCACCAUCAUCAUCACCACCCUGCAGGUCAGGGUCACAGCCCACCAACACCCCCCACCACCCCAAAGACAGAGCUCCAGUCUGGAAAGAUGACGGAGGGGAAGAGGGAGGGCGGAGGUGGCUCAGGGUCCUCCCGUGGAGGAGGCCUGGGGGUAGGAGCAGAGGGGGCCUCCGGGGGCCAUUCAUCAGCGGGCGGGAAACCCCACAUCGACUUCUGCACCAUGGACAUCGGCGAGAUCAGCCACGACGUGAUGGCCAACAUCGAGCCCUUCGACGUCAACGAGUUUGACCAGUACCUGCCGCCCAACGGGCACCCGGGGGUCGGCCAGGGCGGGGCCGCCACAUCAAGCUCCUCCGCUACAUCCUACGCCUACGCCCUCGCCGCCGCCAGCGGUCACUCAGCCGCCUGGCUCUCCAAGCAGCAUCAGCAUCAACAGCCCUCCCCCUCAGACUCCACCAAGGCCCAGAUCAAGAGUGAGUCUGGGGCCGGGAGCCACUACGCAGAGACUUCCUCCUCUUCGUCAGGAACCCACGUCACCUACACCCCCCUCAGCCUCCCCCAUUAUGGAUCAGCCUUCCCCUCGCUGCCCUCCAGGGCCCAGUUUGAGUACGGGGAGCACCAGGCUCCGGGGCCGUACUACGCCCACUCCAGCCAGGCCCCGGGGCUGUACUCAGCCUUCUCCUACAUGGGGCCCAGCCAGAGGCCCCUCUACACUACCAUCACUGACCCCUCCAGCGUGGCCCAGUCUCAUAGUCCUACACAUUGGGAGCAGCCUGUCUAUACCACCCUGUCACGGCCAUGAGAGACUGAGAUGCAUGGGAUCGGAUGUGUGUGUGUGUGUGUGCGUCGCCACACCACCUUCUGACGACCCUGAGAAAGGGAUAAAGAAAGACAAAGAUUGGAAGAGUGGCAACUGAAUAAAUGUGUGUGUGUGUGGCAACUGAAUAAAUGUGUGUGUGUGUGUGUGUGGCGGGUUAACAAAGGAUGGAUAUCUUACUGAUGUUGUAUUGGGAUUCAUUGGGACUUGACAGUGUACCUCUAUCCAUGGAGUCCUUAUAUUUUACUGUACAGUAUAUUUUCUAUCACAGCCAAUGGUCAAUAGCCAAUCAGAAUAAACCUUUAACCAAUGUGUGCCAUGUUUUAGUGUGUAAGGUUAGGAUCCCAGCUGCCAGAGUGUCAUAGUGUAUAGUAAGAGGGCUUAUUGUGAUAAUGAGCCCAGAGCACACAGAACUAAUACCGUAGUGGUAAGAAGGAUACACACAGGGUUUCAAAAUGCUGCUAACUUCCCCCAAAUUCCCUGGUUUUCCAGAAAUCCUUGUUGGAAGUUCCUGGAAUUAGGAGGGAAUAAGCAGGAUAUCCUGGAAUCCUCUUACUGGGAUUUCUGGAAAACUGGGGAAUUUGGGGAAAGUUAAUGGAAUUUUUCCAACCCUAGCUACCUAUAUAACCAGGAUUGAGUAACAUUGCCGGCAAGGACUGGCUUUCAGCGGGUUUCUACAGGCUAUCAGCCUAGGAAAAAUACAACAUGAUGUUUAUCAGAACUGGGUUGUUUUAGAUUGAAAUAAUCCGAUUCUAUUAACCAAACUAAAAGGAAAUGUUUGUGUGACUUCAUUUUAGUAUUUUUUUAUGACUUAAGUGAUGUAUUUGUUGGUUAUUUUUUAUAUGACUUUACAUUCUGGUUCGAUAUUACACUGACAUAUCUUCACCACUGCUUUUGAAAGAAAGGUCAGUUUACUUGGGCAAAAACGUUAUGCGUUGGUCUACAGGCGUCAGGUAGCCUAACCAUUAAGUGCAUUAGGCCAGUAACUGAAAGCCUGCCGGUUCGAAACCCAGUACCGGUGCGGUGAAAAAAUAUUAUAUUCUGCCCUUGAGCAAGGCAGUUCACCUGCAACAUCUACUCCCCGGGCGCCAUGGAUGUCGAUUAAGGCAGCCCCCACUGCACAUCUCUGAUUCAAAGGGUUUGGGUUAGAUGUGGAAGACACGGUUGAAUGCGUUCAGUAGUGCAACUGACUAGGUAUCACCUUCUGGGAUGCAGCUUGACUCCUUAUGUGUUGCGUUGUGCAACUGACUAGGUAUCAUCUUCUGGGAUGCAGCUUGACUCCUUAUGUGUUGUGUUGUGCAACUGACUAGGUAUCACCUUCUGGGAUGCAGCUUGACUCCUUAUGUGUUGCGUUGUGCAACUGACUCGGUAUCACCUUCUGGGAUGCAGCUUGACUCCUUAUGUGUUGCGUUGUGCAACUGACUCGGUAUCAUCUUCUGGGAUGCAGCUUGACUCCUUAUGUGUUGCGUUGUGCGAAACCAGAGUUGAUGAGGAAAGAGGACAAAAAAAUGGAGGGAAAGAGAAUUCCUGGAAACACUUUAGAAUAGAGUUCUGGAAAGCAGCACAUUACCUCAACUCAAUGUACAUGUGCCAAUAACACUCUACAUGCUCUAAUAUCCUCGAUGAGAAUACAUGGCACACAUUUCGCUUAUACUACUCAUAAAUAAUAAAACUAUUGUUGAAGUCACUGGACUUUUCUUUUUAUUGAUAUGGAUUGCAUUUGUACGCUCUGGUUGCUUCCAAUUCCAUUUGUCUACCAAAUUAUCAAAGCAAAACAAUCUACAUGACUCAGCAAGUACAAAGUCGGCAAAAUCCUUUUGUGAAGAAUUCAGCUUUAAACUAAAAGGUUUACUCUUAGUGAGAAUUAGAGAGCUGUUUAGAACAAAUGCCACAUGCUAUAGUUUAUGUACAUAGGUUUUCCCUCUGCAUCUCCCUUUUCUGUAUCCUGUUUCAUGUCCCUCUCGGCUCCCUCUGUAAUGUGAAUGAUCACCACAUGCCUCUUCUUCCAUAGGUGAUUUAGACGGGAGUCAUUUUAUACUGACCCUCUUCUGCUUUGUAGUUUUUAUAAAAAAUAAUUUCACGUUUAGCUUUUUCUCUCUCCAUUUUGUACAUUUCUGGAUAGUUUCUAAAACUUUGUAAGCUACACAUUUGAUGUAUCUGCUUUCUUCGACAAGAAACAACAAUGUACAAAUAUUAUUGAUGUUGUCAUUACGUUGUCAAUCUAUUAAAGCAAUUUAUUUAUACAAAA
Molecule: messenger RNA, 4163 nt
Organism: Oncorhynchus kisutch (coho salmon)
Lineage: Eukaryota; Metazoa; Chordata; Actinopteri; Salmoniformes; Salmonidae
Product: transcription factor SOX-10-like
Exons: 4
Coding region: 416-1900 (494 amino acids)
Biological process (GO): negative regulation of transcription by RNA polymerase II; neural crest cell migration; peripheral nervous system development
Cellular component (GO): nucleus
Molecular function (GO): DNA-binding transcription factor activity, RNA polymerase II-specific; RNA polymerase II cis-regulatory region sequence-specific DNA binding
Source: RefSeq, a predicted model, not a curated record